This is a messenger RNA of Phymastichus coffea, 801 nucleotides long. RefSeq lists its product as uncharacterized. The transcript has a single exon. The coding region runs from base 1 to 801 and encodes 266 amino acids. The record is from RefSeq and is a predicted model, not a curated record. Lineage: Eukaryota; Metazoa; Arthropoda; Insecta; Hymenoptera; Eulophidae.
AUGGUAGCUACGCGCACGGAUAUUGACGAUUUAGUUAAGUUUUUAUACUUACGUGAUGCAUUACAAAAGGAAGCCGCGAGCAAGAUAGCUAUUUUUAGCGCUACGGCUGAGAAUUAUAAAAAGGCGUGGAAGUCGCUCAUAGACGCUUAUGAUCGCAAGCGUAUUCUUAUCGCAAGGCAUGUAGAUGCUCUUCUUGAUACACCGACCAUAGGCAUCGCAACCGCAACUAGUUUGUCGCGGCUCGUGGACAACACACGUCAGCGUUUAUCCGUUUUGAAAUCCAUAAAUUUCAAACCGGAUGAAAAAAUCGUGGUUCGAAUCUUAGAGCGCGCCCUACCGAUAGAUAUACGUGCAAAAUGGGAAGAAUCUCUUCAGCUCGACGAGUUUCCGACUCUGGACGAAUUCUUCAAGUUUAUCGAUUUAACUAUUUAUCGUCUUUCAACAAUGGAAACCGAAACUACGCGUAUUAAAAGGGAAAUAGAACAGAAGCGCACAGGAGAAUCAGACACGGGCAAUACAAAAAGGCUCAAGAAGGACAGUGCGCGCCUUUUGAUGACUGCUGCCACAACGAAGCCCUGUUUACGAUGUGGAGAUUCACAUUAUUUAUACCGCUGCCCUGAAUACAACAAGGAUAGCAUCGGUGAUCGAUGGGCAUUUAUAGAAGAGAAAAGGCUUUGUCGCAACUGCCUGCGUAAACAUGAAGGCACAUGUAAUUCAGGCAAAUGCAAAAAAUGCAAUCAAACCCAUCACACAUCUCUGCACCGUAACGAGCAGCCUACGCCUACCACUUCGCAGGCAUGA